UCAACCUUUUUUUGAUAAUCAUUUAAUUGCUACAAAUUAUAAUUGUGUUUAACCUUUAAAUUAUUGUUAUAAUGGACAAAAAUUUUACUUGUGAUAAAUGUGAUCGAACCUUUGUCAAUAUAUCAAAUUUGAAUCGACAUAAAAAGUCGAUUCAUGAUAUUAUCCCUGACACUGGUUUUCAAUGUAUAAUUUGCGAUGAAUCUGUACGUGAUAACCAAACAUACAUUAAUCAUUUACAUGAUGAACAUCAAAUCAACAUUGAACAAAAAUCAACUGUUUGCGAAUCAUUUGAAGCGUUUCUCGAAUGGAAAAGACAAAUUGAAAAUGAAGAUUCAUCAAGUUUCAUAAGUUUAAGAGGCCCACGGAAGAAUCUGAACAUAGUGACUUAUUAUUAUGUUUGCAGUCGCAGUGGGAAGUAUGAGUCAAAAGCUCAACAACGCCAAGGAAGAGUACAAGGAAGUAAAAAAAUUGGUGGUAGAUGUCCAGCUCAUGUUACUGCAAAGAAAAAUAAUGUUACUGGAAUCAUCGAAGUUAAUUAUUCAAUUACACAUGUCGGUCAUGAUUGUGAUUUGAAAUUUCUCAACUUACCGGAAAGAGAUAGAGAAGAGAUUGCAGCUGAGUUAGCUUCUCAAGUGCCAAAAUCUGUUGUUUUGUUUAAUGUGAGAGCUUCUCUCGAAUCUCGCUUACAAAGAAAACAUUUGAUAACUUCGAAAGAUCUCCAAAAUAUUGAAGCAUCUUACAAUUUACUUGGACAAGUUAAAAGAGCUUCAAAUGAUCUUUUGAGUGUUGAGAUGUGGAUGGAGCAAUUUAAAGACCUACCCGAUAAUCCAAUCUUGAUUUACGAGAAAGAUGACAAGCCAUUCAUGCUUGGAAUCAUGAAUGAAACACAGCAAUUUAUGUUUGAAAAAUAUGGUAGAAAUAUUUUGAGCAUUAUAAUUAAAAACGUUUAUUAAAUUUUAUAAAUAUGAAUAAAUUGAAUAGAAAAUCUGCAAAGAAAAGAAGCAAAAAUUAAUAUCCACUUAAUAUCCACUG
Messenger RNA from Tetranychus urticae (two-spotted spider mite), 1032 nucleotides. Its product is annotated as zinc finger transcription factor family protein 17-like. Lineage: Eukaryota; Metazoa; Arthropoda; Arachnida; Trombidiformes; Tetranychidae. The record is from RefSeq and is a predicted model, not a curated record.